AUGACAGCAGGACCGCAGGACCGGCAGGAUGCCACUCUCGCGGUUGAGAUGGAGGCGCAGGAAGUGAUGCCGGUCAGAGAUGUGCCGAUCCACAGACCAGAGGAACGGCAGUCUACGAGUGAGCGGUCGCUGAAAAGCGAGGAUGCGACCGAGGAUGCGACCGAGGAUGGAUAUCUGAAGGAAUUCAUUCCCGCCGCUUACUCUCACUGGGACCCGGAGCCAGGCUUCGCGCAUAUCGACGGCGACAUCAGCGGCCGUGGCUACAACGACACGACUGUCGACGUGAUCGCCGUGCCAUGCAUUGGCGCUUCUCCGGUCGAUACCUGGGCACGAGACCCCCUGAGCGAGGGUUACUUCGGGUUCCCUGUGGCGACCGAACUCGACAAGUAUUCCACCGUCAAGGAGCUGCCCGGAAGCAGCCUACUCUCGCCAACCAUUGACCGCGUUCUGCCCAAGGCCAGUCACACCUGGAUCAGACAGGGCAUUCGCAAAGAAGUCAACACUGCCCGGGUCAUGCUGUACAGACACCGCGAACUCACCGAGGGCAUGACGCUUGAACAGGCAGCUGACGAUCUGCUGGGACAACUCGCAAAGAUGCGCGCUGGCCUGACGAAGUCGCGGCCCAUCUUCUUUGUGUGUCACAGCAUCGGAGGCCUAGUCGUCAAGUCAGCCAUGGUCAAAGCUAGCCAGAAGGAGGAGCUGAAGCCUCUGGUGUUUGAUUGUCAUGGCAUGGCUUUCUUUGGCACGCCUCACCGGGGAUCCAGCUACCUGUCCAUGCCAAACCUCCGCGAGAGCAUCCAGCAUCUACUCUAUCUGCAGAGCCCCUUACCAAGAUCCAUUACCGACGAGCUACGGCUGGGCUAUAAACCCCUGUUGCGAUUACACGAGCAGUUCAUGGAUAUCGCCAGUGAGCUCAGAAUUUGGACCUUCUACGAAAUGAUUGACUCCCAACUGUCGGGCCUGGGCACUUCUGACUUUGACGAGGUUCACUUCAGUGCUCCUAUCACUUCCAUCAAGUCCUGUUUGAUCGGAACCAGAGCGGAGCAGGCGUUGUCACUAGAGAGCGACCAUGCCCACUGCGCCUCUUUCGGGCCGCUCAACAUACGGAUGAUGCACUCUUUCCUUGCUGAUCUGGGGCAGGCGGUUCGUAAGGCCGAGUCUCUAAGCGCGAACUUCAUCCAUACGCCGCUGCGACUCCCAAGCAAAGUCAAGCUUGAGUUGAUUGGGUUCUACGAAGAUCCCGAUAGCGAGACGAGCCAAGAUCUUAGACUUUACGUGACGAGGCACUAUCUGGAUGAGUUCCUUGACAAAGGACCAGAGAGCUGUCUUCGAGAACGAUUAAACACCGUAGCAGCGGAACCUCGAAGGGGAACUCUGCCUCCAUCACGGCGCCUCACAACGAACCCUUCCAGGAUGUCCGGUGCUCUGGGGAUCAUGCAAGAAUUUGGCCAAAGGUUCCUGGGCUCGGCUCGACCCGACGACUCAUCGAAAGGCCCUGGGCAGGAGACAGCGGACGCCGGCUCGCCAGAGAUUGUAGUGACAAGCCACGCACGGCGACCUUCAGUGGCUGGCGCAGCAACAGAACCGUUGCCUAACACUACCCCAAGACGAAGCCCAGGUCUGACUGUGCCUUCCUUGUCGACGCCGGGAUUUGGACGACCAUCCAGUCGAAGUAGCAGCGUCGGGACUGACAGCGAAGGUACAGGGAGAACUCUCUCAGAGCCUCUGGGAACUGAUAUCUCCCCAAAGGAGGGUGGUAGAGCGCCACAGAUUGGGCCUGCGAAUUCACAUGAUGUGAUGCCGGGUAUAGACGAGAGAGACCACAUAUCGGAGAGAAAAAGUCGACGCGAUCGCAUGAGUCGUGCAUCCGCUUUGCAAGACCUGACCGCUGGAUUCUCCAGGCCGGAUCCGACCAAGAGGAGAUUCAUGUGGAUUCAUCUACCGUUCAACAAUCCUCACUGGGUGAAGAGCAUUUUCGGAAAGCUUUCCGAGACCCAGAACCGAAGCUAUUCGAAGCUUCUGAGCAACGACUACUGGGCUAGCAAGCACGUUCAAGGGAGGCAUUCCAACUUACACGGCUCCAUUGUCACGAGGCGGAUGAAGCAUGGCAGGGCAAGGCCUGUUCCCAAAGACAUCAGUCAGCUCGAGUCGCUCGAGUGUCGAGUAAUAUGGGAAUUUAUUGGCCAUGAUCCACCACUCCACACACGAAGAACGCUAGAUGAGUAUGGCUACCCGUCAUUACGGGAUACCUAUGCCAGGGACGAUGAUCAAAUGUUGUACAAGCUUACAAAAGAGAGGUUGACGAUGCAGUCCAACCGCAAGCGGGACAUGUACCAUCCUGGCGGCGAAUCUUUCAGUGCUGUUUCGCCAGCUAGUCGAUUCAGGUCGAUUGCGGAUACGCUCUUGAAGUCUGAUGCGGCCAGUCGUGCAGAUGACACAGAGCCGGAGCUAGAAGAUGAUAUCAUCGAUGGUAAAGUGCUCAUGGUAGACCAGUUGUGGUUGUGGGCCGUUGAUGCAACGACUUUGAUGACGUUCUUCCCAAAACGAGAAUCCCAGCCGACAGAAGGUCCUCUUUUUCAACAAGCGGACCUCAGAAAUAGUGUCUAUAAUGAGCUCAACGGAGAUCUGACUGGACGCUGCAAUAACGCGUAUGACUUGGCAGCUUUCAUCACCCUUCACGCGGUCACUGUUCUCCUCGACCGAAGCUCCCAUCCCGAUCUCGAAAUCUUUCGCAUCUUCGAGGAAGCCCUGGGGAUAUUGACCGAGAAGAUGACCUCGUCACUCAAACGAUUCCGAAUGCAGACUUACAGGGAUAAUAUUCCCAGUGAGUCAGACUCGGACGAAGGGGACGACAACAAGUCGUCAACCAUCAAGAAGAGACACAAAAGAGAGCUGCAACGAGCCGAAAGACAGAACCGCGAAAACACAUCGGCGCUGCUCGAGCUUCGCGACAUGGAGGACGAACUCAGCACAUUGAAGAUCCUGUUCUCUGAACAGCAGGCCACGAUUGAGGUCAUGAAGAUGAACUACGAGAAGCCGGAGCUUCAGACGAACACGGAGUGCGGUCGUGCAUUCCUCAAAGAGGCGCUGAAGAGGCUGAAAGAAUACCAGAAACAAGCGCAUGACAUGAUCGAGCGCGUAGAUACCACAAGGAAAGAUUAUGAGAAACUCCAGGAGAUGAUCCAGCGCCAAGCCCAAGUCGACGAAGUGCGCUGGUCGAGAUUACAGACGGAACUCGCGAGCUCCCAGAACCUCUCGGUCAUGAUCUUCACCACGUUCACCGUUAUUUUCCUGCCCCUGAGUUUCUUCACCAGUCUCUUCGGCAUGAACACGCAGGAAUGGGGAGGCCCUGACGAGAACAACUUCGUCAGCCUUGGGGUCAUUGGAGCAAUCGCCCUCCCAGCCUCGGCCUUCCUCGUCGGCACAGCGCUCAUCGCCGCCUUCAGCAGCCGCAUCCAAGCCGUCUUCAAAGCCAUCUUCCGCAUAUACCGCUCGGGCGUCACACACUUGACGCACGAGCUAUCCAAGCUGAAACCAAAGGCAUCGAAAGAAUCCAAAGAGAGGCGCAAGGAGAUGAAGGCGAUGCGGGAGCAGCGGCGGCAGCGUAAACGAGAGCGCGGCUACGACUUCUGGGAGACGUUACGAGCGGACCGGCGCCCCGAGUACGAGAUCCCAGAUAUGAAUCGGAAGGGGGCUACGAAGAGGAGGCUGGCGGGACGUGGGACGUGGAGGAAGAUGGUGAAGGAUGGCUAUUGA
Anthostomella pinea is the source of this 3756-nucleotide messenger RNA. The record is from the annotation of a GenBank genome assembly. Lineage: Eukaryota; Fungi; Ascomycota; Sordariomycetes; Xylariales; Xylariaceae.